AGGAUACACCUCAUGCAUCCUUCGAAUUCCCGUCGCAUUCGAAGGCUGCAUUCGAAGUGUACUACUCGCUUUUCUGAAACGAGACAGUCUAGAUGACAUAUGCGGCCGACAAAUGCAACCUACGGAGGACGCAUCCUUCCAAACGAGACACAGCCAUAAAUACAUGCAUUUAUAUGUCUAUGGCUGAAACGGCCAACUAGCAUUUUACGACAGUUUGCUGAUGCUAUACAAAUGAAUGGAGAGAGCCGUAAACUGACACCUUCUGGUCGUAAAAUCGUCCGUGAUUUCUCUUAUAAAAAAGCAAUUUUAUCAUAGUAAACUCCACAAAUAUUUAACUCCAAAAGGAUUGUUUAGUGUAAAACAUGUAGAAGAUUAGAGGACAGGAAGUUAAUUUAUUAAAUGAUGAACUGUUUCCUCACAAAAGCGGUUUAUUCAGCGUUGUGAAGCAUCUCCUCCAUAGACAUCCACUCAAAAAAAAAAAAAAAAAAAAAAAAAAAAAAAAAAAACGGCCUCUUAUCUCCUCGCCAAUGUACCACCAUAGAAUGUCUAUGGAACGGCCGCGUUACGCUAAUCUAUAGGUUAAACUAUCAGCUUUGGUUAUUCUUUGUCGUAAAGUGACGUUGCAGCCAAUCGGAAGGCACCGCAAAGAGUUAAAUGAAAACAUGCUGGUGCUGUGCUGCCAGAAAAGUCUGUUUUACAAUCAAUAUUACGUAUAUAUCUGCUGUCAGUAGUAAAAGUAUCACUAAAGGUGCUUACAUUUUCAGUGUCAAAAUGAGCAUUCACGCUCUUCUGGUUCUGUACGGGAGCCAGACAGGAACAGCACAGGAUACAGCAGAGCGAAUAGGGCGUCAAGCACAGAGGAGGCGGAUGAGAGUCAGAGUGGAAGCCCUGGACACCUACAAUGUGGCCAACCUGAUCUCGGAGUCUCUUGUUGUGUUUGUCUGCGCCACCACGGGACAGGGUGACCCUCCAGACAAUAUGAAGAAAUUCUGGAGAUUCCUGUUCAGGAAGACUUUGCCUGCUGAUUCUCUUUGUUGUCUUGAUUGUGCUGUACUGGGCCUUGGAGACUCCUCCUAUCCUAAGUUCAACUUUGUUGCUAAGAAGCUCUAUAAGCGUUUGCUUCAGCUUGGUGCUAAUAUGCUACAGCCUGUUGGACUGGCUGAUGAUCAACAUGACCUGGGGCCAGAUGGUGUGAUUGACACCUGGUUGCUUUCAUUCUGGCAGAAAACCCUGUCUCUCUACCCUCCUCCAGCUGGCCUUGCACCGAUCCGUGAGGAAGAGAAGCUUCCACCCCGAUAUGUUUUCCACUUCCUAGACGAAGUCCCAAACAAGCAGGUUGAGCAUCACCAGAUACCUGAUAACAAGGCCCCUCCCAACUCAGUGCACCCUUUCCCAGCUCGAGUGGUAUUCAAUCAGAGAGUGACUGAUCUCUCACACUUCCAGGAUGUCAGGCAUAUUGAGUUUGACAUCACAGGCUCUAAAAUCCAGUACAGUGCAGGGGACGUUGUAAUGAUAAGGCCCUGUAAUGCUGCAGAGGAUGUGGAGCAGUUUUGCCAACUGUUGAGACUUGACCCUGAGCGCUACUUUACACUAAAGCCCACUGACAACAGCACAGCAGCAGUUCCUGCACGUCUUCCUCAGCCCUCCUCCAUUCGCUUUCUGGUGGAACAGUUUCUGGACAUUUCUGCUGUUCCACGUCGCUCCUUUUUCGAGCUGUUGGCAACUUUUGCCACUAAUGAGCUGGAGAGUGAAAAACUGCUGGAGUUCAGCUCUGCUCAGGGCCAGGAAGCUCUUCAUGCCUACUGCAACCGACCUCGUCGAACCGCCCUGGAGGUUCUGGCAGACUUCCCUCACACCACAGCUGAGCUGAGUGUUGACUACCUGUUGGAUCUUUUCCCUGAAAUCCAACCUCGCUCCUUCUCUAUCGCCUCUUCACUCUUGAAUCACCCUAACCGCAUCCAGAUCUUGCUUGCAGUAGUGAAAUAUAAAACCAAGCUUCAUAAGCCACGCAAGGGCCUGUGUUCUUCCUGGCUGGGAUCUCUGGAUCCCUCUAAAGGAGAGGCUUUUGUGUCCCUGUGGGUGAAGAAGGGGAGCUUGAGUUUCCCUGAGGACCCAGACACCCCUGUGAUAAUGGUUGGGCCAGGGACAGGUGUGGCUCCCUUCAGAUCUGCUAUACAGGAGAGGGCUACUCAAGGGAAGAUGGCUAAUGUGCUGUUCUUUGGCUGUCGGUCUGAAUCAAAGGACUUCUACUGUCGAUCAGAAUGGGAGGAGAAGGUGCAGGCUGGCCAGAUGAUCCUUUUCACAGCCUUCUCCAGAGACCAGGAGGAUAAAAUCUAUGUUCAACAUCGAGUGAAGGAACAAAGCAAACUUAUAUGGGAUCUGAUAACAAAGAGGAAUGCCUUCUUUUACAUAGCAGGGAAUGCCAAGCAGAUGCCCACAGGUGUAUGUGAUGCUCUGAAGGGGAUUUUUGAAAAUGAGGGUGGCAUGUCUGAAAAUCAGGCACAGGAAAUACUGGAUUCCAUGGAGAAAGCUGGGCGCUUUCAGAGUGAAACCUGGUCCUGAUCUCUCCAUUACACUCCUCUCAUAGCCUUAAUAACCCCCAGUGUGAAAGAGCGCUUGAAUAGUGUUUUUAAAGAGUGUUAUACUGGUAACUCUUGACUCUUCCACCAGGUUUUGUCAUAUCCGACCACUCUCCUUCCAAGCAAAUACACCUUUGCCUUGGAAUGUAGUUGUGGAACCUGGUACCAUAAGUGACCUGAAUAUUAUGCAUUAUUGGGCCUCUGACUCAAUUUUAUUUAAUUGAAGGACAAAGUGAUAAUGGUAAAUUCAUUAUGUUUAAAUAAAUCUUGACUGAAGUAGAAGAGCUGAUUCUUUGUAUCAUAUUGACAGCCCAAACACAUUUAGUAUAACCCAUUUAAUCCAAAUUGACUUGUAUAUAAUGAAUCUACUCUAUACAAUAACUACAUUUUCAUUCAAAGACAGCUCCAAAAUAUUACUUUAUUCAAGGCAAAAUAAAAUGUGCUCAUUUGAGAGUUGUGUCAAAAGCUAUAAAAUAUAAGACACUCAUACUAAAAUGUAACAUUAACUUGUAUAGACUCAACUUCUCAUAAUUUAUUAAAAAGGUUUUCAAUCACA
This is a messenger RNA of Myxocyprinus asiaticus (Chinese sucker), 3135 nucleotides long. RefSeq names its product NADPH-dependent diflavin oxidoreductase 1-like. Gene Ontology annotation, cellular component: cytosol. Bases 655 to 2562 code for a protein of 635 amino acids. Lineage: Eukaryota; Metazoa; Chordata; Actinopteri; Cypriniformes; Catostomidae. The record is from RefSeq and is a predicted model, not a curated record. Gene Ontology annotation, molecular function: NADPH-hemoprotein reductase activity; FMN binding; flavin adenine dinucleotide binding. The transcript has 15 exons.